UGCCAAAUGGGCCGAAAGACCAGAAUUACUCCUCAUUCCAGAGUUACACUAGUCCCAUGACAUCUUCGAUGGCCGCGGCUGCAGCUGCUUCUGACCCGUAUAUGUCGUCUUACUAUAUGACCUCAACUCCUUACCAGGCAUUCGGCGUUGGAGACGGCACUUGGAGUAAUGGGGGUGACCACAUGCAGACUUUCCUCGGAGGUUAUGGCGGACAGAUGGGAUAUGACUCACACAGUGCCAUUGAUGGCAUGUUCAGUAGUGGCAGUUUUGGUGGCUUCAACCCUCCCGGCUUUAACUAUGGUUUUCAUGGGAAUGGUGACUACAAUGCAUGGGGAGGGUCAGAGGUUCGUGGAGGGAACAAGCAGUACGACGACUACUACCAGCGAGAUAAUGUCUACACAGAUGAACGUGUAAAAGCUUUGGAUCAAGGUGUAGAGGGACUAACUCUUGCUGACCCCAAAACAGGUCAGGAUUUGCCUAGGGAAGGUGGACCUGGAGCUAAUAAAAAUGCAGCCACUAAUGGGAGUGGGGGAGUUGAAGUUAAGGCUAGUGGGGCCAGCAGUCCAGGAGGAGAAACAUCAGUUGGACUCGGGCAACCAAAGAAGGGUAUGUCUUGGGCUAGUAUUGCCUCCCAGCCAGCCAAGCCUCAACCAAAUAGACGGCGAGACAAGACUACAAUGUCCUCCAUUGUACCUGGUCGUCAUAUGGACAUUGGAACCUGGGAGGGGAAGAAUGGAGGUGGACCGAAACCCGUUGCACCCCCACCUGUCCCCCGCCCUGCAUGGGAAGCUCCACGAGGAGGCACGCGAUCCACUACCUCUGCUUCAUACUCUACCCCACCACCUCGCACCCCACCCCAGGUGCCUCAGCCUCAGCAAGUGCAGCAGCCAGGUCAACCACAACAGCAGCAACAACAACAGCAACAACAGCAGCAGCAGCAACAGCAGCAGCUGCAGGCAUCCCCACAACAGCAUCAGCAGCAACAGCAGUCACUCCAGCAACACCCACACCAGCAGCACAUGCAUCCUCAGCAGCAACACCAGUCACAUCAGCAACAUCAGCACCAGCAGCACCAGCACCAGCACCAGCAGCACCAGAACCAACAACUGCAACAGCAGUUGCCUCCAUCACCCCAGCAGCAGCAACCCCCUCAAGCACCCAUGCUUGCGGGAGGAGGAAUGCACUCCAACAUGGAACUUGCCCCGUCACCUCAGAGUGGGCCACCGGUACCUGUGUCCCGGCCCAUGUCUCAUGCCCCAGGACAGAUUAACGAGCUACAGACAGAUGAUGGUAUCUUGGAAGACUUGCGAAUGCGCAAUGACUACAACCCUAAGGAUUUUGACCUUAGUCCUAAAAAUGCACGUUUCUUUGUGAUUAAAUCUUAUUCAGAGGACGAUAUUCACCGUUCUAUCAAAUAUGAGAUAUGGUGCUCCACAGAACACGGCAACAAGCGUCUUGACUCUGCUUUCCGUGAAAGAGAGGGUAAGGGGCCAGUGUACCUUUUCUUCUCAGUGAAUGGAUCUGGACAUUUUUGUGGAUUAGCCCACAUGAUUUCCACUGUAGACUACAACUCAUCAUCAUCAGUGUGGGCCCAAGACAAAUGGAAAGGCCAGUUUCGAGUGAAGUGGAUAUUUGUAAAGGACGUUCCAAAUAGCCAACUGCGGCACAUUCGGCUGGAGAACAAUGAGAACAAACCUGUAACAAAUUCUCGUGACACCCAGGAGGUGCCAUAUGAAAAGGGAAAACAGGUUAGUACUUCCUUCAUUCCUUGCAUGUUGGACAUUCCUGCUUAAUACAUUCUGUAACCUUCACAUUACUGUAACAAGAUUUUUUUUUCUUUUUAUUUGCCAUGGUAGCUUAAGGAUGUGUUGUGAUAAUUUGUAAUGCUUUGUGAGAAAUAUUUAAUUUGCAAAAGAAGGGAAAGACAGCAACAUUUUACACAAUGUUUCAAAUGUGUAGCUUUCAAGCUGUGGGUCGUGAUUUCUAAAUUUUGGAUUUCACAGUUUUGUCUCUGGCUAAAAAAUACAAGGAAUUAACAUCUUUUUAAUAUGUGUUUCUUGGAAGAUGUAUGUGUAUUUUGUAGUUUUUUCUUAUUGUGUGUGGUCUAGAGUGAGACAGUCUUUUUCUUAGGAAACAUACUGACUGAAAUUUCAGAAAAAAUAUGUUUGAAUGGUAAGUAUUUGUAAUACAAAGAAUAUAUGAAGCUUUCAAGGUUGUUAUUGAGUUGUUAUUGUUUAAUAAUGUUUAAGUUUAAGUUCAAGUUAUCUUUCUAAAAAGUUGUACGUAAGUUUUUGAUUGUCAUAUAUAUACUUUUGUUUUUCUUUUCCUCACAUUAGUUAUUGAACACAAGGUAGAAUUAAUGAACAAGUUUUCUAGUUUACCCCCUCAUGAGUGCAGUGGUUCAGAAUAGUUUUCUUACAAAAAUGUGGUGGGGAGGGGUAUUUUGGACUUUUCCCAUAGCAAAUAGCACACCCAAUAAAAAAAAUGGCCUUCCCUUCAUAUCAUGUGUACUGCAGCUAUACACUCAUUAUCAUAAGAUGCAUGUCAUAUAUAAGGACACAUAUUAAAAGUGUUUUUUGUAGAAAAGUGCAUUUACAUUUUUUCAACCUUCAAACUGUGAUAAUGCCGUCAUUAAGCCCAUUAUGAUGGGGUCAAAAUAUUUUGUGACAUAAUUACUACGCAACAGUUUAGUCUUUCUUACAGGGCUUGUGCUAUGUGCAGCUGGCCGCUUUCUGAGUGAGUGAGUUAUAUACAUGAUUACAUCAUGAUGCCUAUAUCCGUACCUGUCACUGAGGAGUUAAUGGAAAUUUGAUUUGGUUUAUGAGAGUUUUUAAAACAUAUAUUUUAUUACAAUUUAAACCAAAAUGUUUUUUCUAUGUGUGAUUGUUGCCAGAGCCUGUAUUGCC
Molecule: messenger RNA, 2906 nt
Organism: Penaeus vannamei (Pacific white shrimp)
Lineage: Eukaryota; Metazoa; Arthropoda; Malacostraca; Decapoda; Penaeidae
Source: RefSeq, a predicted model, not a curated record